This is a messenger RNA of Metopolophium dirhodum (rose-grain aphid), 573 nucleotides long. RefSeq lists its product as uncharacterized. The record is from RefSeq and is a predicted model, not a curated record. NCBI's taxonomy places the organism in Eukaryota, Metazoa, Arthropoda, Insecta, Hemiptera, Aphididae. Bases 190 to 531 code for a protein of 113 amino acids. The transcript has 5 exons.
CUCCAAUUUUUUGUGUUUAUCACAUCAGUUAUCUGGUUUUCAAUUAAUAAAAUAAUGUUAAUAACAAAACGUCAAUAAUAUAUUAUAUAAUAUCAUAGACAUGUCUAUGAUUAUUGAUUAAUAUUCGAAUUACUGAAUCUUAAUUCUUAAAUCGUUAGUCGUAAUAUUUGAUAUUAUAUUAUAAUUGGUAUGGCUUCAAAAAAACAAAAUACAUUGUUGAAUUUUUUCAAACAUAAAGAAAAACAAGAUGAUCCAAUGUCUAUUGAUAAAAAUACAGACAACCCGUUGUUGAUGUGUGAACAAUCACCGAAAGUCAAUUAUUUAUAUAAUACAUUUUCUUAUAUUAAUGCGCCUACAAAUGAUCCAGAUGAUCCAAUGUCUAUUGAUAAAAUUACAGACUACCCGGAUGCCUCGUUGUUGAUGUCUGAUCAAUCACCAAAAGUCAAUGAUUUAAAUAAUACAUUAGAUAAUACUAUAGAGAAAGAAUCAGACUUAAACAAUUCAAAUAUAGGUCCCUGGUUCAUGUUCUAAUGUGUGUAACUAAUAAGUAAUCAGUAAUCACUAAUCACCACC